Rotaria sordida is the source of this 948-nucleotide messenger RNA. Lineage: Eukaryota; Metazoa; Rotifera; Eurotatoria; Philodinida; Philodinidae. The record is from the annotation of a GenBank genome assembly.
AUGAAUAAGUAUUUGAAAUAUUGUUCAGAUUUGAUUUCUUUCAAUGGAAAAAAUCGAACAAUUUUAUGUAGUUUUCAACGUUUUCAACAUAUAUCAUCGACUAGUGCAGUUACAUUAGCUGAAGAUGUAUAUAAUCCACCGAAGGGAAUGGCUGAUCCAGAACGAUGUCUUAUUAUCGCACAUGGUCUUUUUGGUAAUCGUACAAAUUGGAGAUCAUUAGCAAAAGCAUUUAGUGAACGAGCAAAAAUUAAAGUAGUAACAGUUGAUAUGCGUAAUCAUAGUAAUUCUCCAUAUACGACAUCGAUGACUUAUUUCGAUAUGGCUUCUGAUUUAAUUCGAACUAUCGAAAAAUAUAAUAUGCCAAAAACAAUUUUAAUGGGUCAUAGUAUGGGUGGUAAAGCAGCUAUGCUUGUUGCUUUAGAAAAACCGGCACUUAUACGAAAAUUGAUCGUAGUUGAUAUUGCACCAACAAUAAGUCCAUCUGCAGGAGAAAUGCCGUUAUAUAUUCGAAUUUUACUUAAUAAUCUACAUCGAAUACAAAAUGAAAAAGAUAUUGCUGUAGCAAGACGUACUAUGAACACAAUACUACAAACAUCAAGUGAAUCAUUACGACAGAAUAAAAAUGUUCGUGAUUUUCUUUUAACGCUCCUUGCUCAUGAUGAAUCAAGUGGACAGUUUGUGUGGCGAGCAAAUUUAGAAGCUCUUGACGAAAAUAUAAAUGAUAUUAUGUCUUUUCCAGCUGAAUAUGAUAAUACAACAACUAAUGUUGAAACAUUAUUUAUUGCUGGAGAAAAAUCAAAUUACAUUGAUGAUGAGUCAAUUCCCACAAUACGACGCUUAUUUCCUUCACAUCGUCUUAUUCGAAUUCCGAAUGCUGGUCAUUGGGUACAUUCAGAACGACCUCAUGAUUUUUUAAAUUGUGUUUUGCCUGAAUUAGAAAUCAAAUAA